CCCCCACCAAUCUUCCUUGUAUAACAUACCCAUACCACACAAGAACUUCCCAACCCAAAUCACAAUCCCAGUGCCAUCCAAACAUGCCCACCCCAUUGCCUGACUUCUCCUCCUCAGUCAAGCUCAAGUAUGUUAAGCUUGGUUACCAAUACUUGGUUAACCAUUUCCUCACUUUCCUCCUCGUACCCAUCAUGGCUGGCAUAUCAAUUGAGGUAGCCCGCCUCGGUCCUAAUGAAAUCGUGGCCCUUUGGAGGUCUCUCGAGUUCGAUACGGUCCAGAUCAUGUGCUCGGCCUUUCUCGUAGUAUUCAUCGCAACCGUAUAUUUCAUGUCCAAGCCACGGCCCAUUUAUCUUGUGGACUACGCGUUGUACAAGCCUCCGGUUACUUGUCGGGUCCCGUUCUCGACUUUCAUGGAACAUGCUAGAAUGAUACUCCAAUUCGACCCGAAGAGCGUCGACUUCCAGAUGAGGAUCCUUGAACGGUCGGGUCUUGGAGAGGAGACCUGCCUCCCACCUUCAAGCCACUACAUCCCUCCAAGCCCUACGAUGGAGCUGGCCCGAGAAGAGGCUCGCCAGGUUAUGUUCUCGGCUAUUGAUUCUCUCUUAGAGAAGACAGGCGUCAAGGCCAAGGACAUAGAUAUACUCGUUGUGAAUUGCAGUCUCUUUUCACCUACGCCGUCUCUCUCAGCAAUGGUUGUAAACAAGUACAAGAUGAGAAGCAAUAUCAGGAGCUUCAACCUAUCAGGGAUGGGUUGUAGCGCUGGGCUUCUGUCGAUCGAUCUCGCACGGGACCUACUCCAAGUGCACCCUAAUUCUUACGCGCUGGUGAUCAGCACCGAGAUCAUCACACCCAGUUGCUAUGCUGGUAAUCAACGGUCGAUGCUUCUCCCCAAUUGCUUGUUCCGCAUGGGUGGGGCUGCUAUCCUUUUAUCGAACCGGACACGUGAUCGAAGGCGAUCUAAGUACCGUCUCCUCCACGUAGUCCGCACCCACAAGGGAGCUGAUGACAAAGCCUACCGGUGCGUCUACGAGGAGGAAGACCCUCAUGGGAACGUUGGUGUAUCGUUGUCGAAAGAUCUGAUGGUGAUCGCUGGCGAGGCACUCAAGUCCAAUAUCACCACCAUGGGUCCGUUAGUUCUCCCUGCUUCUGAGCAGCUUCUCUUUCUCUUCACCCUCAUUGGCCGAAAGAUCUUCAACCCCAAACUCAAGCCCUAUAUCCCUGACUUCAAGCAGGCGUUCGAGCACUUCUGCAUCCAUGCAGGAGGCAGGGCCGUUAUCGAUGAGCUCGAGAAGAACCUACAGCUAUCAGCCGAGCAUGUCGAGGCGUCGAGGAUGACCCUCCAUCGCUUCGGCAACACGUCUUCCUCGUCACUCUGGUACGAGCUCAAUUACAUUGAGAGCAAGGGCCGGAUGAAGCGCGGGAACCGUAUAUGGCAGAUCGCCUUCGGUAGCGGAUUCAAGUGCAAUAGCGCCGUGUGGAAGUGCAACCGCACGAUCAAGGCCCGAAGUGAUGGGCCAUGGACCGACUGCAUCGACAGGUACCCGAUCCACAUCCCUGAGGUUGUCAAGCUCUAGGUUUAUCUCUCCCCCACCGCUUGAUCGACGAUCAUCCAUGAUCAUCCAUCGAUCCGCCAUCCCUGCUCUUGUUCUCCCCACUCCGGGACAUUUGGAAUUAUUUCUAUCAUAAAAGACCGACGCUUCUCCUUGCAUGAAACUGUAACUAGGUUAUGAAAAAACCGACCAUGAAAACAACUGGGCCUGUAGGUUGCUAUUUCUAAAAGGCCCAGAUGCUCACAGGCGUCGGAUUUAUAUCUACCCUCAGUGUAUGUGCGUUUUCUACGUUAGAUUGUGGGAAAAUGUAUUUUAUUCUUUGGUCUCGGUGUAUAAGCUUUGAUGUCGCGUUCAUGCA
Molecule: messenger RNA, 1908 nt
Organism: Magnolia sinica
Lineage: Eukaryota; Viridiplantae; Streptophyta; Magnoliopsida; Magnoliales; Magnoliaceae
Product: 3-ketoacyl-CoA synthase 6-like
Exons: 1
Coding region: 84-1574 (496 amino acids)
Biological process (GO): fatty acid biosynthetic process
Cellular component (GO): membrane
Molecular function (GO): acyltransferase activity, transferring groups other than amino-acyl groups
Source: RefSeq, a predicted model, not a curated record